Molecule: messenger RNA, 411 nt
Organism: Protopolystoma xenopodis
Lineage: Eukaryota; Metazoa; Platyhelminthes; Monogenea; Polystomatidea; Polystomatidae
Source: the annotation of a GenBank genome assembly
AUGUGCGACUGUGGCCAGAUUGAGGCUUUCGCCCACGUUCGGCAUGUGCCAACAGACGAUGCGCUUCGGUACCGAUGGCCGACUGCAAGCUGUCUUCUAGGCCCGAAGCCGACAAGCCGAGCUCCCAUUGGCCGACUGCGUCCUGUAAGCGGGUCGCUCCUCUGCUCGGCCGGGGAGAGACAAAGCAAUGUGAAAUUGAAUGGAAACGUCAGCUCAACUCAUAUGAUUGUGGGAAAAUUCUUCGAGUACAAGCUUGUCCUCUUGACGACCGGCCUCAUGGGUACCGUGUCUGGUAAGCCGUCACUGAACCGAGACGUUUUGCAACUGGACUCGUGGCUUGUCAGUAGAAUGACACUCUUUUUGGACAGGCGAAGCAUGAGCUUGCGUGUCAUGCAGUGCCAACGAUACUAG